CAGGCGAGGGCAGCGCGGGCGGAGAUACCGGCUCGGUCCAAAGUCCUCGGCUGCCCCGGAGCCAGCCCGCUGCACGCACGUACACACAUACGCGCGCACACACACACACACAGGCACACGGGCACACGCCGCGCACACGCACCUGCCCACGUCGCACCUGGACACCCGCGUAGGUGCCGCGCGGCCGGAGCAGGUAUUUCCCAUGUUCCUUCUCCUCUGAUGCUCCCAGACUCAGACUUCUCCUACCCAGCACUUUCGGGGUGGGAUUCUGUGUAUUACUGUCUCUCCCUCCCACCCCGCUAGGCUGAGCCACCGAUUUUUCAGUUCCCAGCCCCUGGCAUCCCUAGCUGGUUGCAAAAUCCGGAGAAGUAAUGGUCUUGGGAGACCCGCCCAGUGUGAUCUCUACUCCGUGGUCUCUGCGCACCCUGGCAUUUUAAUGGGAGACAGACUGACAGAGAGUCAGACAGACCUUUGGAGAGCGUGGUGGCCCAGAGCGCGGGGAGGAGGCCACAGAGGCGGAUGGGGCUGCAGUUCUGUAGGGCGGUGCAUAUGGAACAGACACUGCGUUUCCCCAGUAAGAGGCAGCACAAACGCCUUUCUGAAGCAUGGCACUGCUUUCCCGGGAAUGCGCCGGGAUUUCAGGCAGGCAGGAAGGGCAGCAUCGCUUUGGGUGUGUUGCUUGUCUAGGGCGAGUGUGUGGGUUCGGAUCCUUCAUAAAAGGUCUGCCCUGCUCAUCUCUCUGCUCUAUGAGCAAUAGCAAGCCUGCAUACACUGGGGUCUCCCUAGCCUUCCCCCAGCACUGUUAGGGAAAGCACGGCGGCGCUGCUUCUCCCUCUGUGCCUGAGCCUAACACCUGCCACAUGCCUUUGAGGUGUGUGUCUGAGAAAUAGAACUAGAAGGGGGAAUGGCGGGGGGUCAGUGCAGGAAGGGAGAAGGGUCCUCCCACUCCUGACCGCCUGGGCAGUGCCCACCCUUCAAGGAAGCCAGGCAUUCUUGGGUCUGGCAGCAGCUCCCAGAGCCGGGUGCCUCCUGACCUGUAGAGUCACUCUCCAGAAGCCUGUGGUUCAAGGUUCUGUUUCCCUAAAGCUUGUCCUUUGCCUUUCUCCUGGGGUUGGAGUUUCACAGACUGCUCAUUUUAGAACUUUUUCUGGGGGAGGUCAAGGGGGGGAGCGGGGAGUGGUGGUUGGGUUCCAAAAGGGCUUUUUCACACUUCCCGUUUGGGAGUCAAAGACCAGCUCACUCAGGGCUCAGUUGCAGGGAGAAGAAUGUGCGCUCUCAGAUACAACAUUAUCUUGGAGUUGAAUAUAGAUGUAGCAGGGUUCUGUGUUUCUAUAACCGUCCCUUUUGGCAUAGCUUGUUGGGCAACUUGGCAAGAAAUGGAAUGAGUUUGUACUCUAUACAAGAUCAUGUAUUCAGAGUGUCCUACAAACCCACCAGUGGGAAAAAAUAUGUUGGGAGUUUUCCAGAACAUUAGGGGAAAGGAAGCAACAUUCUUUCGAACAAGUGGGCCUCAGUGCUGGGCACAGGGUUUGGUUGCUUCUGUAAAUCCUGAAGAUGGGUGCUGAGCUGAAGGGCCCUGUCCUCUGCUCUCUUCAGACUUUUUUCAGCUCCCGCAAAGGACUCUGGCUAGGCUGGGGAGGAGAGGGGCAAGCACCCCAGAAGGAGGUGGCAUUCCUGCUGUGUGCUCUGAGCUGCCCUUUGAUUGACUGCGAAGGGGAGAUGGAAUAGAGCAACGCUCUCACAAGGGGGAGACUCCUGUCUGGGGGAAGAGACAUUCUUGUAAGAAUGGUGGGUGUGUUGCACACACACCCAGAUACACUCACGCCUUCUCCAAGAGCCUAGUUAUUACCUGGGCAGCACGGCCAAGCACGUGUGACACUGGUUGACAACGGGACCCGCCUCUGCUUUCCGGGCUGUGGCAGCACCGACACGUUUCCCGCGCAUGCCCUUUGGGUGCAUGGACAGGGAGGUCCCCCGUAUGCGUAGCGUAGCACAUGGCUUUCUACAGAAAUAGUGAACUCCAGCGACAGUGGGUGGCUCCCAGGUACACAUCCCCUCGUGGGACCUUGAAGGGGCCAAGUGGUGGGGUCCAGAGCUUCCUGAAAUGUUGCUGUGUCUCCCAAGUAGGCCUGUGCUCCUUCCUCUGCUUCCUUUCCUCCCCUCUUCCUUUCUCAGAUAUUUGCAAGCCUCAGGCUCCAUCAUAGUCACGCUAAGCCAGCAGUCAUUAUGCGGGUGAUAAGCUAAACAUUUUUUAACGUGGGUUCAAAAAAAUCCCCACACUUUCCGAACUUAGUGUGAGGUACCAAUUUGGUUUCUAGGACAAAGCAGGCAUUAAUUAACAUCUGUGUGGAGCUGGCUGUACAUCUCAUUUUUUCCUGGCUCGCUUGCCCAGCCCUGGAGCAUGUCACGUUGUCACUCUCAUUCUCCACCACUCCUCUGUGGCCUUCCUUUCAAGUUCUCUGGGGUCUUCCUCGCUCGACAGGGAGUCGCACUCGAAAAACCCCAACCGUGAAUGCUUCUUUUGGGGGCAGAUCCUCGCCGCCGCCCGGCUGUGGUCUGGGCGGCUCUGCUGCGAGCACGCGGCGCGGGUUGCCCAUGAACUGUUCCUUCUUGCUGGAUCCGGUCCUCCCGGCCUCGCCUCUGUCCGGCCAGCACUUCAUUCUGGAUGCCCCCCGACCCUCUGCAAACAUUUCCAGAGGAAUCCGAGGCCUCCAACUUGUUUCCUUUCUCCUCCUCUGCCCCCUCUCCCUCGCCCCGCUGCCGCUGCUCCCUGCUCCCUGCAGACGGAAAUCUGCACGGCAGAGUCUGCCUACACUUGGCCUCCUGAUCCUUUUCAUCACAAUGAGGGCUGAUGGGAAUGAAGUGGGGGCUUUCGAGGGAGGCAGCCGUCCUGCAGCGGUGGGCGAGCUACGGGGGCGGGGAAAUUACCGGCUCUUAGCUCCUAGUUAUCACCGGGCUUUGAUGCAAAGAAAUCGCCGCCAAUCUCUCUCCUCCUAGCCAGCUAGGGGGCAUUUUUCAGUCGUUUUCUCCCCAUCCUCACCCAGAGAAGGCACUGCACAGACAAUGCCACCUCACCUUGGAGACCUGUUGGGUGGCUCAGCCAGGGACAGCGAUAGCACGGCAGCCCUACAGGAAACCGGCCAGGGAUCCAGGCUGUGAUGAGUCUGUGCAACAGAUGUGCCAGUCUUUCUAGGCUCUGCUCUCCUCUCUUCAUUCGUGUCCAGCGCUACCCAAGAGCGGCAUUUUGAAAAGACGGCGCACUAAUAAAUCAAACGGCUGUUUGGGAGAUGCACAUGAUUAGGGUAAUUGCCCUAUGGGUUCUAUUGAGCAAGACUUGGUCCACAUGGAGCCCUGUAGAGGCUUUGUCUGCUGCAGCCUUCCAGUUGUGGCAGGAACGUGGAGUCGGCCGGGAGACGGAAGGGGGCUCUGCUGCUAAGUGAGAGCCUGCACUCCUCCCGGGACACUCUGUGCCUGUGCCAAGUGCCACCGUGCCCCAAGGCCACGUCUCUGAAAUGAAAGCCAUGCCUUGGAACUGGACUUGCCUGCUGUCCCAUCUUCUGAUGCUGGGAAUGGGCUCCUCCACUCUGCUGCCCCGGCAGCCGCCCCCGCUGCCCCAGAAGCGGUCUUUUGUCACGUUCCGCGGGGAGCCCGCCGAGAGCUUCAACCACUUGGUGGUGGACGAGAGGACAGGGCACAUUUACGUGGGGGCCGUCAACCGGAUCUAUAAGCUCUCCAGCGACCUGAAGGUCCUGGUGACCCACCAGACAGGGCCGGACGAGGACAACCCCAAGUGCUACCCGCCCCGCAUUGUCCAGACGUGCAACGAGCCCCUGACGACCACCAACAAUGUCAACAAGAUGCUCCUCAUUGACUACAAGGAGAACAGGCUGAUCGCGUGUGGCAGCCUGUAUCAGGGCAUCUGCAAGCUCCUGAGGCUGGAGGACCUGUUCAAGCUGGGGGAGCCCUUCCACAAGAAGGAGCACUACCUGUCGGGGGUCAACGAGAGUGGCUCCGUCUUUGGGGUGAUCGUCUCCUACAGCAACCUGGACGACAAGCUCUUCAUUGCCACGGCCGUGGACGGGAAGCCCGAGUACUUCCCCACCAUCUCCAGCCGGAAGCUGACCAAGAACUCCGAGGCGGACGGCAUGUUCGCGUACGUCUUCCACGAUGAGUUUGUGGCCUCGAUGAUCAAGAUCCCGUCCGACACCUUCACCGUCAUCCCCGACUUCGAUAUCUACUACGUCUACGGCUUCAGCAGCGGCAACUUUGUCUACUUUUUGACCCUGCAGCCCGAGAUGGUGUCUCCCCCCGGCUCCACCACCAAGGAGCAGGUGUAUACGUCCAAGCUCGUGAGGCUUUGCAAGGAGGACACGGCCUUCAACUCGUACGUGGAGGUGCCCAUCGGCUGCGAGCGCGGCGGGGUGGAGUACCGCCUGCUGCAGGCCGCCUACCUGUCCAAAGCCGGGGCCGUGCUGGCCCAGACCCUCGGCGUCCGCCCAGAGGACGACCUCCUCUUCACCGUCUUCUCCAAAGGCCAGAAGCGGAAAAUGAAAUCCCUGGACGAGUCGGCCCUGUGCAUCUUCAUCCUGAAGCAGAUCAACGACCGCAUCAAGGAGCGGCUGCAGUCCUGCUACCGGGGCGAGGGCACGCUGGACCUGGCCUGGCUCAAGGUGAAGGACAUUCCCUGCAGCAGCGCGCUCUUAACCAUCGACGACAACUUCUGCGGCCUGGAUAUGAACGCGCCCCUGGGCGUGUCGGAGAUGGUGCGCGGCAUCCCGGUCUUCACGGAGGACAGGGACCGCAUGACGUCCGUCAUCGCCUACGUCUACAAGAAUCACUCCCUGGCCUUCGUGGGCACCAAAAGCGGCAAGCUCAAGAAGAUCCGAGUAGACGGGCCCAGGGGCAACGCCCUGCAGUAUGAGACGGUGCAGGUGGUGGAGCCCGGCCCAGUCCUCCGGGACAUGGCCUUCUCCAAGGACCACGAGCAGCUCUACAUCAUGUCGGAAAGGCAGCUCACCAGAGUCCCCGUGGAGUCCUGCGGUCAGUAUCAGAGCUGCGGCGAGUGCCUUGGCUCGGGCGAUCCGCACUGUGGCUGGUGUGUGCUCCACAACACGUGCACCCGGAAGGAGCGCUGUGAACGGUCCAAGGAGCCCCGCCGGUUUGCCUCCGAGAUGAAGCAGUGCGUCCGGCUGACCGUCCAUCCAAGCAACAUCUCCGUUUCUCAGUACAAUGUCUUGCUGGUCCUGGAGACAUACAAUGUCCCGGAGCUGUCAGCGGGCGUCAACUGCACCUUUGAGGACCUGUCAGAGAUGGAUGGGCUGGUGGUAGGCAAUCAGAUCCAGUGCUACUCCCCAGCAGCCAAGGAGGUGCCCCGGAUCAUCACGGAGAACGGGGACCACCACGUCGUCCAGCUGCAGCUCAAGUCCAAGGAGACAGGCAUGACCUUUGCCAGCACCAGUUUCGUCUUCUACAACUGCAGCGUCCAUAAUUCGUGCCUGUCUUGCGUGGAGAGCCCAUACCGCUGCCACUGGUGUAAAUAUCGGCACGUCUGCACCCACGAUCCCAAGACUUGCUCCUUCCAGGAAGGCCGGGUAAAGCUGCCUGAGGACUGCCCCCAGCUGCUGCGAGUGGACAAGAUCCUGGUGCCCGUGGAGGUGAUCAAGCCCAUCACCCUGAAGGCCAAGAACCUCCCGCAGCCGCAGUCGGGGCAGCGUGGGUACGAGUGCGUCCUCCGCAUCCAGGGCAGCGAGCAGAGGGUGCCAGCCCUGCGCUUCAACAGCUCCCGCGUGCAGUGCCAGAACAGCUCUUAUUCCUACGAAGGCAUGGAGAUCAACAACCUGCCGGUGGAGCUGACGGUCGUGUGGAACGGGCACUUCAACAUCGACAACCCAGCGCAGAACGAAGUUCACCUCUAUAAGUGCGGUGCCAGGCGAGAGAGCUGCGGGCUGUGCCUCAAGGCGGAUCCGGACUUCGAGUGCGGCUGGUGCCAAGGCCAAGGGCAGUGCACCCUGCGGCAGCACUGCCCCAUCCACGAGAGCCAGUGGCUGGAGCUGUCAGGUGCCAACAGCAAGUGCACGAACCCCCGCAUCACAGAGAUCAUCCCCGUGACAGGCCCCCGGGAAGGGGGCACCAAGGUCACCAUCCGAGGGGAGAACCUGGGCCUGGAAUUCCGGGACAUUGCCUCCCAUGUCAAGGUGGCCGGCGUGGAGUGCAGCCCGUUGGUGGACGGCUACAUCCCUGCGGAACAGAUCGUGUGUGAGAUGGGGGAGGCCAAGCCCAGCCAGCACGCCGGCUUCGUGGAGAUCUGUGUGGCUGUGUGUCGGCCCGAGUUCAUGGCCAGGUCCUCGCAGCUCUACUACUUCAUGACGCUGACUCUCUCAGACCUGAAGCCCAGCCGGGGGCCCAUGUCGGGGGGCACACAGGUGACCAUCACAGGCACCAACCUGAACGCGGGCAGCAACGUGGUGGUGACGUUCGGGAAGCAGCCCUGCCUCUUCCACAGGCGUUCUCCGUCCUACAUCGUCUGCAACACCACGUCCUCAGAUGAGGUGCUGGAAAUGAAGGUGAUGGUGCAGGUGGACAGGGCCAAGAUCCACCAGGACCUGUUCUUCCAGUACGUGGAGGACCCCACCAUCGUGCGGAUUGAGCCCGAGUGGAGCAUCGUCAGUGGGAACACGCCCAUCGCCGUGUGGGGGACGCACCUGGACCUCAUACAGAACCCCCAGGUCCGUGCCAAGCACGCAGGGAAGGAGCACAUCAAUCUUUGUGAGGUUCUGAGUGCUACUGAGAUGACCUGCCAGGCUCCAGCCCUGGCUCUGGGACCCGACCACCAGUCCGACCUGACAGAGAGGCCCGAGGAGUUCGGCUUCAUCCUGGACAAUGUCCAGUCCCUGCUCAUCCUCAACAAGACCAACUUCACCUACUACCCCAACCCUGUGUUUGAGGCCUUCGGUCCCUCAGGAAUCCUGGAGCUCAAGCCUGGCACACCCAUCAUCCUAAAGGGCAAGAACCUGAUCCCACCCGUGGCCGGGGGUAACGUAAAGCUGAACUACACCGUGCUGGUCGGGGAGAAGCCGUGCACGGUGACGGUGUCGGACGUACAGCUGCUCUGCGAGUCCCCCAACCUUAUUGGCAGGCACAAAGUGAUGGCCCGCGUCGGUGGCAUGGAGUACUCCCCGGGGAUGGUGUACAUCGCCCCGGACAGCCCGCUCAGCCUGCCCGCCAUCGUCAGCAUCGCUGUGGCCGGCGGCCUCCUCAUCAUCUUCAUCGUGGCCGUGCUCAUUGCCUACAAGCGCAAGUCCCGAGAAAGCGACCUCACGCUGAAGCGCUUGCAGAUGCAGAUGGACAACCUGGAGUCCCGUGUGGCCCUGGAGUGCAAAGAAGCCUUUGCUGAGCUGCAGACGGACAUCCACGAGCUGACCAGUGACCUGGACGGAGCCGGGAUUCCCUUCCUGGACUAUAGAACCUACACCAUGCGGGUGCUGUUCCCGGGCAUUGAAGACCACCCGGUCCUCCGGGACCUCGAGGUGCCGGGCUACCGGCAGGAACGCGUGGAGAAAGGCCUGAAGCUCUUCGCCCAGCUCAUCAACAACAAGGUGUUCCUGCUCUCCUUCAUCCGCACGCUGGAGUCUCAGCGCAGCUUCUCCAUGCGCGACCGCGGCAACGUGGCCUCGCUCAUCAUGACGGUGCUGCAGAGCAAGCUGGAGUACGCCACCGACGUGCUGAAGCAGCUGCUGGCCGACCUCAUCGACAAGAACCUGGAGAGCAAGAACCACCCCAAGCUGCUGCUCAGGAGGACUGAGUCGGUGGCUGAGAAGAUGUUGACCAAUUGGUUCACUUUCCUGCUCUACAAGUUCCUCAAGGAGUGUGCGGGGGAGCCUCUCUUCUCCCUGUUCUGUGCCAUCAAGCAGCAGAUGGAGAAGGGGCCCAUCGAUGCCAUCACAGGAGAGGCCCGCUACUCCCUGAGCGAGGACAAGCUCAUCCGCCAGCAGAUCGACUACAAAACCCUGGUCCUGAGUUGUGUCAGCCCAGACAGUGCCAACAGCCCCGAGGUCCCAGUGAAGAUCCUCAACUGCGACACCAUCACUCAGGUCAAAGAGAAGAUUCUGGACGCCAUCUUCAAGAACGUGCCCUGCUCCCACCGGCCCAAGGCUGCAGACAUGGACCUGGAGUGGCGACAGGGAAGCGGGGCGAGGAUGAUCCUGCAGGAUGAGGACAUCACCACCAAGAUUGAGAACGACUGGAAGAGACUGAAUACCCUGGCACACUACCAGGUGCCAGAUGGUUCUGUGGUGGCUUUAGUGUCCAAGCAGGUGACAGCCUACAAUGCAGUGAACAACUCCACCGUCUCCAGAACCUCGGCCAGUAAAUAUGAAAACAUGAUCCGGUACACGGGGAGCCCCGACAGCCUCCGCUCGCGCACACCCAUGAUCACCCCCGACCUGGAGAGCGGAGUCAAGAUGUGGCACCUGGUGAAGAACCACGAGCACGGGGACCAGAAGGAGGGCGACCGGGGGAGCAAGAUGGUGUCUGAAAUCUACCUGACGCGCCUGCUGGCCACUAAGGGCACGCUGCAGAAGUUCGUGGAUGACCUUUUUGAGACCAUCUUCAGCACGGCGCACCGGGGCUCCGCCUUGCCCUUGGCCAUCAAGUACAUGUUCGACUUUCUGGACGAGCAGGCUGACAAGCACGGCAUCCAUGACCCCCACGUCCGCCACACCUGGAAGAGCAACUGCCUACCCCUGCGGUUUUGGGUGAACAUGAUCAAGAACCCCCAGUUCGUGUUCGACAUCCACAAGAACAGCAUCACCGACGCCUGCCUCUCCGUGGUGGCCCAGACCUUCAUGGACUCGUGCUCCACGUCCGAGCACCGGCUGGGCAAGGACUCCCCUUCUAACAAGCUGCUCUACGCCAAGGACAUCCCCAGCUACAAGAACUGGGUGGAGAGGUACUACUCAGACAUCGGGAAGAUGCCGGCCAUCAGCGACCAGGACAUGAACGCGUACCUGGCUGAGCAGUCCCGGAUGCACAUGAAUGAGUUCAACACCAUGAGCGCGCUCUCCGAGAUCUUCUCCUACGUGGGCAAGUACAGCGAGGAGAUCCUCGGACCCCUGGACCACGAUGACCAGUGUGGGAAGCAGAAACUGGCCUACAAACUAGAACAAGUCAUAACCCUCAUGAGCUUAGACAGCUGAGAACCGUCCUUCCAGGGUCCCCUGGAGGGAGGGACACACCAAGCCGUGCCUCAGUCUAGAUUAUCAUCUUUACCAAGUGCAAGUUCCGACUGGCGUCAGGAGCCCCCCUGAGCAGCGCUGUCUCCCACCCCCCGCCGCCUGUUUCUGGCUCCCCCCUGCUUUCUGGAUCCCCUCUCUUUCAGUUGCUCUGCCAACGGGAUUGAACCAAGCCACCGACCCUCAGUAAGUGCCGUUAGUGAGGGACCUGGCCGGGAGACAACAGAGGGCGCUCUUUCCCAGCGGACCCUGCGCAUCCGCAGUGGGGCUGAAUCCGGAGCCCUGGACGAAGGACGUUUCUGUGCUGCUACGUCACCUGCCGCUUGCUGACGGCCCCACACUGGUCUGAACCAUGGCCUGGGAAGAGGCAGGGGGCUCAGCCUCACCUUCACUGGGACAACGUCGCCUGGCCCAUGGUUCCGCUGCUGGGGGCCUGGUCCCUUUGCAGCCAGGAGAAGAAAGUCUCCUGCUCGUGGCUGGAGUGGGGGUGUGAGGCGUGGAGCCACCUCUCACUUGAUGGGUGGGCAUCCAGAGGCCUCCUUGUCCCCUUCCCAUCUUCAUGGAGCCCUUCCAAGUGCCCAGUGGGCCCAGCCUACCCGGUCUCCUUCCCGCCUGCAGAAGACCAGACCGAAAGAAUGACCAGACGGAAAGAAGGGCAGUUACAUCCCAACCUCCCAGUCUGGCUCCUGGUGGCAGAAGUGUAACCCGGAGGGGGAGAAAAGAGAAGGGAGCUGCAUCCACUCUGGAGGCAGAAUUGGUAGCUUUCCAUGCAGCCCCACAUGCAAACGAAUCACGGCCACGGGCAGAGGUCUGAUCCAUCGCAGAUCCCCAAGUGCCACGUGCCACAGCUCCAUCCUUAGUCCUCGCUCAUCGGGGUCAAGGUAACAUGCAGAGCGCGUCCAGGAGAUUCUACCUCCAGCUGUCUCCGUGGCCCCACCCCUGCCGUCCUUGCUGAGGGCGCUAUCGAAGCCUCGCCCCUAGCUCCCUGCAGUGUCUGGUGCUGUGGCUAUGCAGACAACUUUGUCACUGGACGGUUCAAACCUCCUUGAGAGGAAUUAUUUCAUCAACGUCGCAGCUGUCUCCUGUCACUCUCCUCCCUAACCUCUUUGGCCGUCGUCCGUGAAAGAAACACACACACGAGCCCAGCCUCGCAGAAACAAACCAAAAUGCCAGCCAAACUCAGCCCCUGGUUCGUCAUGUUCGAGCAGGACUGAAGAAUCAAGAGGAAGGACCUGGCCAGAAAGGGAAGAGGGACAUACAACUGACCUUGGCCCUGGCAUCUGUCUCUCCAUCAGUCCAUCUAUGGCUGUGUCGUUUUCGCCAGCCGGGCAAAUGUGUGCUCACACAUGCGUCCUAGGUGAGCAGGGGCUCUGGUGAGAGAUGGUCCGAUGGACAGCCACGGAAACCUGAAACCUUGAAGGGACCUUAGAUGCCACCUCCCUCCGUGGUCCAGUCUCCACCAAAGACUCGCUCCUGACAGCCCCGGUGUCGACUUGGGCAUUGUCUGAGGCGGGGCUAGGAAGGAGGGUUCCACAGUCUUGCCUUCACUCCCCAAGUACGAGACCUCCUCCCUGCCACCCGCUCAGAAGGGACCCCGCGUGGAAAGAGGAAGGAAGCACAGAAUUUCCAGCAUCCUGAACUCAAAGAAUGCUCGCCGCGUCGGAUAGGCAUAGCUGUGCGUGCGUGCAUGUGAGCUCAUGUGCACACACCUGUGUGUGUGCAUGUGUGUGCGUGAGUGGGUGCGUUUUUGUGUGUGUGUAUCUGCUGCCCCAGGAGUAGGCAGAGAGCUCAGAAAGAUUUCUCGUCCUACUAGAGGGAUGUGCAGCGUCUCCCUCCUGUGCCCCGCUCACCAUUCCUUCGGCACCUUUGCGACAUUUCAACUCUUGUUUCCUGUGCUGAGCGCCGGGGGUGAGGUCACCGUCCAUAGGAAAUCAGGGUGGUCACUGGCCAAGGGAAGCCUGCGCUGGGCGGUUGGUGACACAGGGCAGGGCGUGAGGUGGCCUCGAGGAGAAACCCCAACAACUGGAAGAGAAGCAUGAGAAAGAUGCGUGUCAGGGGGGAAAACAUAACCAAAGGUUUGGGCAGACGAAGCGCCAGGUGGAGAAGCACGGACCUUCUACCCUGGAUCGUUUGCUUUUCUCCCCAGAAGCCACAAGCCCUGCCGGCCGGGAAGGAAGCACGUGGCCGGGAGGCGGGCUGUGGAGGCACCUUGGCCGUGAAAAUAUUUUUGCACAUGUGAGGGGUUGGGGAGGAGAAAGACACAAACAUAUUUAACACAGAUGUGCUGAAUGGAAGCUGUGUGUGUAAGUGCGUCUUGAUUUAUUUUUUAAGUUUUGCACAGUUAGAGGGAAAAAAAUGAACGAGCAGAAAAAAGAAAAAGACAUCACGGUUCUGCUGAAACUUUUCUUUUUUUUUUACCGUAUUAUUAUUAUUGUUAUUGUUUUCUUUGUCGGUACAAAACUACCCCCCCCCCCCAUGUUUUUGUUGUAAGAGAAACGUCAAACACCUCAGAAAUGUCAGGAAGAAAGAGGGGAGGAGGCUGGAGAUGUUUCCAUGCCCUCCUCAUUUCUCGUGGGGGGCUGGCUUUAUAUUAAUUGUUGGGGCUGGACUUUGCUGUGGCCCCUGGGAAAUGGAGAAACGGGAUAGGGUCACACCAGAGCCCCAACCCAAUUUGCCCCAUAAGAGCCGUCUCUCCUUUAACUGUUUGUUUUCUGUUUCUUUGCUUUGGAUUCUUGGUGCCUGUGUGAUAAUGUUUCAGAGUAAAGACAAAGCAGCAUUGUCAAAAAGCCGCUCUUUCCCCCAGCUCUUCUUUCCAAACCUCUCCUUGGAGUCCCCAGCCUCCUCCUGGCAGGCCAGAGACCCAGGCUGGCCAGCAUGUGCCAGAGAAGGGCCCUGGGCAGGCUGUGUCCUGCGGGAGGGCGGUCUCUGCAAACCCCUCCCUGUCACGGUUCAUGUGCAGGGUCACGGUUCAUGUGCAGGGUCAUGGUUCUGUUGAAGGUGGGACCUUUAUCUGACUCCUUGAGUCCUAGGCAGAGAGCAGGGGCGAAAAGGCCCUCUCUUCUCAACCUCCCUUUCACCCCCUCUCUUCCACUCUUCGCCCCUCAAGGCCAUGUGGGUCCAAAAUGGUACCAGGAGAUCACAUCGUCCAAAUAACUGCCCUGGGCUGGGCAGGGAGCUUGAAAGUUGGAAGGAGAUGAUGGGACGACGCCAGAGGUGGCCAGAGGCAGGGAGAACUUUGCAACGUCCCGGAUUUAAGGGACUGGGUAGAGAGAUGCUGGGGAAGUGAGCUGCAGACGGGUCAUCUCUCCUGAGGAGCACACAUCUCCCCAGGAAUGGGCUUUGCCAUUCCUGGUCCUUCCAUGGAGACGCUGACAUUUCUCGGUAGCUGCACAUAGCUCCAUGAAGUGACGAUGGCUACGUGUCGGUUACUUCCUCAGGACAGUAUUUUUUUCUUGCCUUCUUGUUUUAAUGUGGUUUUGAAAUUGGGGACCCAGGAUGACCUCGGUAUCCCAGAGGCUCACACCCAGAGCCAGCCCUGGAGCUUCCUUCUCGUGAGCCUGCAGGCUGGGGAAGGAGGCCAGAGAUGCUUGAGAGAGAAGUCAAUCCAAGCAAAUCCCAGCGUUUGAGACAGGCUGUCCAGGACUGUGCCCAAGGGUGAGGUCCCUGCUGCCCCCUCCCAGUCCGGGGUGAAUGUCCAUGUGCCGUCUAUCCCAGCACUGAACCCCCUUUCCCACGCCCAGGCCCUCAGGCUCUUGUCCUCUUUGCAUGUCUGGCUCCUGAGUGUGCCCCUCCCCCAGCAGAGCGGAGUGGGGACAAGCACCCCUGGUCCCUCUUGCCCACCUCCUGCACGUGUAGCCUCUGCCCCAAGGCCAUGUAUCCGCUAGAAUUCAGGAGCUGCUCAGUCCCGCCCUGGACCACCCCUCGCCCCCUCCCGCUCGCCAAAGCUGUCUUGCUGAGUGCUCAGGGGUCCCUGGUCCCUCCAGGGCCUGGGGGGGGAGGGUCCCCCGCAUCAGAGAAGCCACAAGCAGUCGUUUCCCAAAUGACCUCCAGUCUACCAGGCAAGUCUUGAUGAUGUUUCCAGAAUCCUGAACAACCCCUGGCUCCGACCUUAAAGGGAAAGAAAGCCCGCUCUCCAUCUGUCUCCUCUCUUAGGACCAAGGGGCGCUGCCUUUGGCUUCCCAGGAUGCCAAGUCAAAUACUUAACCUAGUGAAGGUUAAGGUUAAUCACUGUUCAUCAAGAACAAACGUUCCUGCCUCAGAGAGCCGAGGAGGUCCCUGGAAGGCAAGCGGCCGUGGGGGCCCUCCCCCGGCAGAAGGCCUGUGGACACUCGUUUCUUGGCCCUGGACCGCGGCCCUUCCGGGAAGGGGCCGCCCCCUCGAGAAUCCCAGCGCGGGUCUCUGAGAGGCGUUUCCGCGGAUGAAAACCUCCAGGUACCCGCGUCCCCCGCUGUGACCCCAGCGGACCCCGCCCCAGGCAGAUCCCAGCUCCUUCCUGGCCUUUCCUCUUCCCUCUAUUUGACUUGGCAUCCUGCCCUCUCGUUCCUGUCCUCAAGACGCUUCCGUCAGCUCCCCGCCCCCAUCAGCUCUUAGGACAGACCACUAAGGGCCCCUGUCCCCUCAGCCCUGCCCUUAGUCUUUAAACUGUAGGUGGGCUGUUUAUUUGGAGUUUGUAGUUGGCUAUUUUUUGUUUUUGCAUUUGAAGAGUUCGGAGGAGGGAGCCCCGGGUGGAGGGGGGCAUGUAAAGUCCAAAUACGCGGGGACGGUGGGCGGGAAACCCUUUACCUGCGACUUUCAAGGGGAUGAGGAGAAACUGGAGGCCGAGGGAUGGGGGGGGGGGUCCUCCAAUUGUUAAAAAAGGGGUCAGGACAACCCUCGGUGUGACCUUCCCCUGCUGGGGCAGCACCCUCUGUGGCUGCUAGUAUUCCGGGCGCUUCCUUUGCACCUUUGCUGGCUGGAGCCCAGGGCGCUACCCCAGCUCCCCCCCGCAUCCUUCGCCCCCCCCUCACACCCCCACCCCCACCCCCACUGCGUAGCAAGCAGUCAUCUCACAGAGUGGGAGGCCGAGGUGACUGAAGAGGCUGCUCCUGGGGGAGGCCGAGGCUGUGGAGCCCCUUCUCCUGGUGCUGAAACGCUGACCCAUCCUCCCAUUCGGAAAAGAAUCUCUGCAGAAAAAUUUCAGACAUUCAGGAGCGACCUUCCUAUUCAACUGCAAAUCUUUGCUCCCCAAUAAAAUUAUUUUUUAUUAAGGUGAGGAGCCACCUUUACAAAUGUAGAGGAUGUUUGGCUGUGCAAGUAACACACGCUCAUUAGAGUCCCAUUUAAAUUCCUCGCAUAGACCAGUGGCUACUCUAAAUCAAAACCAAACCAAACCAAGCAAAAUCCCUAUGAAUGAAAAGACUUCUGUAGGUAGGCUGGAGGUGGGGGAGGGCCGUGGACCUUGGUCAGACCAGCCCACCUGCCCUCCACUCUACCCCCUUUCACAGUCUCCCCAGGCCGCCCCUGGGGUCGCUGAAUCCUACAGCCUCCCCCUAGAGGCAGCGGGGAGACCCCGUUAGGGAUUUUUCACCGAGGGCCCCUCUCUUGAGAAGGCAGCCACUCGUGGCACAUAGGUCCAUGCAACCCAUCUUGCACCAGUUUCUUUCUCUGGAAUGAGAACUUUUGUUGGUUAUCUUUGAUCUUACAACUCAAGCUCCCUGACAAGAGUAAAAUUCAGAACAGAAGACACAGUUGAAGAGCAAGGCAAAGGACACUUAAGAAACUGAGCCCCCCCCCCACGCCCCGGCCACUUGACCACACAGGACUGUUGACUGCAGUACAGGAGCCUGACCAAGACGGUGUCCGCGUCCUCGUGUCUCCUCCUUCCCUCUUCUUGCCCUGAUGUUCCCGCCAGCUUGUUGGCUCGUUAAACCUUCCGUUCUUUCAACAGAAAAGCUAGUAUACCUCAAAGAAUCGUGUUUCCAUUUGGAAACCAUGACGUUGUGUUUUAGGCCCUCCUUCAUCACACCCUGCCUGGGCCUGGCGUCCUUGAGGCCGGAGGCCCUGGUUUAGUCGUGUUUUGGCUGCGCUGACCAAGAACGAGAACCCCAGGCCCUGAGAUGGGAAGGAAGGAUUGGAGGCCUCCGCCCUCCUCCCCACUUUAGCUUGUAGAGACCAGCCUAUCUCUUUCAGCAAGGUCCUGCCAAGUUACCAUAGCAACCAGCAACUCCAGGGUACCACAACAGAUAAUGGCUCAGUGAGCCCAGGGGUGGGGGGAGAGGAGUCUGGCCGGGUCAGAUGACCCAGAGUUAAGUCUCAAACACUUAGAGAGGAGAGGAGGGACAGGAAAGGAUCAAUAGGUGGCUUAAGGAACAGGCAGGGGCCUCUGAGUCUUAGAGAGAGGCCACUGAAGGCGGCAGAGCGGUCAUUCUUGCGCCUGUCACCCACUCCCAGCCCCCGCCCACUUCCUGUUUCCAUAACAUUCCCACCUUGAACAUGACCCUUUGAUAGAAACAAAGCAAACCAUAUCUUUAGACAACAGUGUUAUAAGGAGCCUCAAAGAUAGUGGAUGAAAUCUAGGAGAGGAAGAGGGUCGUCUGGUUUUGAUUUUUAAAGAAGAGUAUCUGAGUAAGAGUUUAAAAAAAAAAGAUUAAAAAAAGUUUUUAAAAAGGAAACCUAUGCUGUUUAAAUUGGAGCCCAGUUGUAACUUGGUAAAGGCAAGCUUCUGUACCUUUGUUAUAAUUAAUUGUAUACCUGUGUAUGUAAAUAUAAGGCAUUCCUAUUUUGCAGUUCAGAACAAAAAAAAAACCUAUUUGUAAUAUAGAAUAAAGUUUAUUAAAAAAUAAUAAAAAUGA
Messenger RNA from Sus scrofa (pig), 16060 nucleotides. NCBI's taxonomy places the organism in Eukaryota, Metazoa, Chordata, Mammalia, Artiodactyla, Suidae. The record is from RefSeq and is a predicted model, not a curated record.